Messenger RNA from Limanda limanda (common dab), 660 nucleotides. RefSeq names its product gamma-aminobutyric acid receptor-associated protein-like 2. The coding region runs from base 242 to 595 and encodes 117 amino acids. Gene Ontology annotation, molecular function: ubiquitin protein ligase binding. The transcript is spliced from 4 exons. Gene Ontology annotation, biological process: autophagy of mitochondrion; cellular response to nitrogen starvation; macroautophagy. The record is from RefSeq and is a predicted model, not a curated record. Gene Ontology annotation, cellular component: autophagosome; cytosol; autophagosome membrane. Lineage: Eukaryota; Metazoa; Chordata; Actinopteri; Pleuronectiformes; Pleuronectidae.
GCCUGUUGUUUUGUUUGUUGAGUUCAGAGACGAUCAGAGAGUUUACAGGAAACACGAGAGGGACAGUGAAGAAGACCGGAGACACAGAGACAGACAGACAGACAGACAGACAGGGACAGACAGGGACAGACAGGGACAGACAGAUAGACAGACAGACAGACAGACAGACAGAGAGAGAGACACAGACAGAGACACCUGAACCUGCUCGAUCUGCUGCGUCGAGCGACCUCAGCCCGGAAACAUGAAAUGGAUGUUCAAAGAGGAUCACUCCCUGGAACAUCGAUGCAUAGAAUCCGCCAAAAUCCGCAGCAAGUACCCUGACCGGGUCCCGGUGAUCGUGGAGAAAGUGUCGGGAUCGCAGAUCGUGGACAUAGACAAGAGGAAGUACCUGGUCCCCUCCGACAUCACGGUGGCUCAGUUCAUGUGGAUCAUCAGGAAACGCAUCCAGCUGCCCUCGGAGAAGGCCAUCUUCCUGUUUGUGGACAAGACGGUGCCCCAGUCCAGCAUCACGAUGGGGCAGCUGUACGAGAAGGAGAAGGACGAGGACGGCUUUUUAUACGUGGCUUACAGCGGCGAGAACACCUUUGGUUUUUAAAUGAAGAGGCCGGAUCACGACCCGCUGACCUGCGGCGCCGCACAGACACCCGCCCACAUCUAAUC